GGGUGCGAGCCAACGCCUCUGCUGCCGGCUCGCUCUGCUCCCUCCCCAGGUCGCCCGGAGCCCGCGCCCCCGCCCGCCCGCCCAGGAGGGAUGCUGCUCCGGCAGCUGCUGGGGCUGCUCCGCCGCUGCUGGCCCUCCCUGCUGCUGCACUGUGCCCUCCACCCGCUCUGGGGGUCCCUCCAGAUCACUCAGGGCGAGCCCCAGAAGUCAUGCUCCAAGCCUGUAGCAGAGAAAUUUACAGAGAGCUGCCAGGAAAUUUGCCAGUGCAGGCCGCCUCCACUGUUACCACCGCCUCCUCCACCUCCGCCGCCCCCGAGGUUGCUAGCAGUGCCGACUCCCAAGUCUACCUUUUGUCCUACUGAAGAGACCUGGUGGCCAGGCCUGGUUAUUAUCAUUGCAGUAUGCUGCGCCACACUAGUGUUCCUCUUUGUAGUUGUCAUCAUUUGCUACAAAGCCAUAAAAAGGAAACCAAUGAGAAAAGAAGAGAACGGAACCAGUCGGUCGGAAUAUGCAAUGACCUCCUCCCAAAACAACAAAACAGUUGAUAACAAUGCGGUCGUAUAAUCCCCGAAGCCCCGCCAAGCGCAGGAGGUGGUAAACUUUCAAAGCACACACACAGAGUAUGCAAGGUGGGUGAAAUGAGGCAACCGAGGGAGCUCUGUGGCCAAGGACUUCAUUUCAGAAACAGCGCACGCAUCAGUGAUCCAGAAGAGAAAAACAGGCUGCUCUCCAGGCUUGCUGCUGCUCCAGGGAGGAUAAACUCACCCACCUGGGCUGCCCAGAGAAAAGGCCUCUGGGCAUAAGCACUGCAUGCUGCAUCCCAUGAAAGCGAUGUUGCGAUGUCUCCCGCUUCUUCUUCCUCUCUUCCCCUACUUUUAAGUUUGAAUUGAGUGUCACAAAAAGCUUCCGGAGUAGGAUCUUUUGAGGAGAGGGUGAUCUGCCAGAGCGGCAGUAGUUUAUCACAGAUGGGUCAGAGGGAGGUGUCUCCUUAUAAAUGGGAGGUGUCUCCCUCUAAAUGGUGAGAGGUGUCACCUAUGUGCUUCUCCGGCCUGUGCAGUUUGAUACAUUGAUGCUUCAUUCUUUUCAUUCUUACUGUUUUGUUAUUAAAAAGGGAACAAAGACUUCUGUUAAGCAAUCAAGCAAAAUUGGCCUGAACUUGUGACUUAUCCCAAGAAAUUCUUCUGUGGUCUGGUGACUAUGCAGUUUUCAUGGCUGAAGUUUCCAGGCAGGAGAAAUCAAAAUGUAAGAUUUUAGCAAUUAGCAUUGCUAUUGAAAGAGAUGUAAUUAAGAUGUGCUUUAAACAUUAUUGCUUCAUAAUCAGCCUCCUUUUUUGCACCACACUUUUAUUUUAUCUUUAGAAAUGUUCCUUUGUGAAAGUCCAUGUUUCUCUGUGUUUGCAUCACACUGAUUCCCCAGGGAAACUCCUACAGGGAAGAUGCUGUUUACGUCUUGGUGUGAGUGUUUGGGCAGGAUUCUGUUGAAAGGACUAGCAGCCCUUUGAAAUUCUCUUCAUUCACUGGUUAGUGUUGUUCCCUCAAAGUGUUGAGUCUCCUGAACUGAUGCACUGAGGACAUUGCAGGUCUGGCUUGUAGGACCACUUUGGAGGGUCUGGUAGCUGAUUGUGUGCUCAGUCCCUGCCUCUCCUGAGCCGAGGCUGACAGUGGUGCCAAGUUCAGUGUACAGUUCACUAUACUUUCCAUGACGUGAAUUGCAGACUAUUUGAGGCAAAGCUGAAUCUACCCAAAUUCAUUUCACGUAGGAUCUCAGGUCAGACUCAGUAAGUAGCCCUUAGGAUAAAGGUGAUGAGACUAGUUGAGAUGCUGGUCUUUCCCUACCUCCUGAAAACUUUCCUUUGUGUCAUAUCUCCAUGUGUAUGUCUCCAUUUACCUCUGUGCUGAAAGUAGUGAUGCAGUCAAAGACAAAUUUACACCCUGGCAUCUUGUCUGGACAUAAAACUUUGGUACCACUCAGUCUCUGUGUCUGUGGGUAACUCCAGGCACCGAUGCAGUCUCGCUCGGGGACCUGGCUGUCCCCAGCUGUGUUGUCCCUCAGUACUGCAGCACACCAAUACUUUCAGUUUUAUACAAGGAUGUGCCUGAACUGCAGAAAUCAGACCUGGAUUUUGAGUGCAUUCCGGCCUGUGGGUAAUCUAUUCCUGGAAUGCAGAGUUUGGCAUGAUGGUAGAGGAAGACAACAUUCUGCAGAUCUUCCCAAAAAAAGCUCUGGAAUAUUCAAAUCAGCAGUCUCAGCUCAGGCCCAUCUGCAGUUUUCUAUUACCUAUCAAACAAUAGGGUGUAUGUAAAUAUAAGUACCUUUUCAAUUAUAACAUGAAAUGCUGCUAUAUAUUGCUCUUGAGAAAUGUAUGUAGUUAUUAAUUUAGCUUUUUAGUCUGUCAUCACUAUGUAGAAGUUUAACUGCAUAAAAAUAUUUUUUAAAGUUAGACUUUCUUGGGAAGUGAAUGCAAUUGCAAAAGUUAAAGGAGGCAAGUAACUCUUUGCCCAUGAGUAUGAUCAUUCCCACCCACAUUAAUGUUGUGUGCUUGUGCAAGACACAGUGAUAUAUUCUUAGAUCCAAAGUGGGAUUAAAAUUGCAGAAUUUACAAUUUGAGUCUAGUGUCCCAAAUGUUGAUUGCCUAAAGCACUUAGCCCCUAAAUACUAUAAUAAAAAUAUUGCAAGUAUAUUUCUAGAAUAUUUUUAAGCUAUAACAUUUAUUUUGGUGUAAUUACCUAUGUUUGCCUUUCUUUUUUUCUUUCAACUCCAGUUGUUUCAGCCUAAAUGUGGAAAUGUGGCAUAGUUUGAGACUGGUUGCAUGUUUAUCUGAGAGUAUAAAGUAUGACUGCAGAUAAGUUUAGCAUAAUAUGGGCUCAGGAUUAGCACUUUUCCCUAAAGGUUUCAAUUUUAUUUGUUUCCUAAUACAGCUUUAAAGGCAUGUUCUGUAAGGUCAAAAUCACAAAAAGGAUUUGUAGAUCAUUGUGUCCAUCAAAGUAUGUCUGUUUUUGCAAAAAAAAAAAAAAAAAAGAGUAAAAUGAGAUGGUCACUAAACUGUCUGAUUUUCAGUGAUAUCAGUGGUAAAAUGUCCUCACUAGAGAAGAUGCAUGACACAACCCACAAGCAAACCCAGCCCAGGCCCCUGAAAACUCUUCAGGAGAACAUAAACAUUAAAAACUUCCUGGAGAGUGGAGAGGCAUCGCAAGGCACAGCACAUGCCUCUAGGAGCUGUUUCCAACUCUACCACUGAUCUGCUGUUUACUAGCAAGUAAUUUUGCCUCUCUGUGCCUCAGUUUACCCAUCUGUAUAAUCACAGUAAAAGUAGGUACCAGCUCUGGGGCAGCAUUUUGAGAGAAAUACACGCAGCUUAUUUGCUAGGUGGAUACACACUAUCAUUAUAUGCAACAUGCUGAUAAAUGUAUUGGGCACAUAAUUGCCAGAAUAGCUCUUGAGCAAGCAUUCCUCACAUGCUUUUAUAAUGCAUUGGCCACAGAAAAGCAGCAGCAGACAGGCUGAGAGCUGCUUUUCUGCUUGCCCAGACCCUUUGCUCUCAGCCCUCACAUCACAGCAUGGCAGGAAGAGGUGGGAAAUCUUCAUGGAGUAGCUUUGCCUUUAGAUUCCUGCCCAAGUACCCUUGGCUACAUUGCACCAAAGUGAUCUUGAGAAAGGCGCCGGGAAAAAUGUACUGGAAUCAGACAAGCCUUCAGAAAAGGGAGGCUAGACAGGGGAUGUCACUGAGGAGUGAUUUCUGAGGCUUGCUGAUGGGGUUUAAGGUUGUGUUUAAUACUCUACAGACUACUUGCAAAGCUUAUAUAAGAGAGGCUUCUGUGCUUCCUUAUUGUGCUAUAACUAAAUGCAAAGGGAAAGGAGUAGGCCAGAUACAUGAGUGCUUCGCUAAGCAGUGAUCCUGGAUGUGGGGAACUGGCAACCCAAAAUACAGCUUUACAAGCAUUUUGAGUUCCUUUUUAGCUACUAAAAUAUCAGGGGUAGAAAGGACCUGCCUAGCUCCAUUCACAAAGUCCUCAGAUCCCCAGCAGGUGUGGAGGUGGCCAGUUUCUACACAGAAGGUGCUUGCUGUGCUCUGACCACCACCAGGCAAACUCACUGCCCUCAGUCUGAGGGAGAGCAGCAGCUCCAAAUCUCUUCUCAAGGAUCACCACUAGCAGGGAAUGCGCCUUAAGGGCCUGAGCUGCAAAGUGCUGAGUUUCCUUGUUCCUCACAAGACAGGAAGGUAGAGCUGAAGCCCCAGCCCUGCUGCCUUUCCUGUCCUGCACCUGACACAGUGGUGUGCCCAGGGAAGCAUUUCUGCCUUGGACAGAUGCUGCAAAAACAGACAUGGAAAGAAAGGGGAAAGUUCUACAAAGUAUAAUAUAUAAAUAUAUUGAUAUAUAUCUAUACAGAGAUCUGAUUGUCCAAUCUUGCAUGCUAUAUGGUCACAGCACGUGGAGAAAGUGUGGGCAGCCUGCUCCAACCAGGUCAUGACCAUUGAUGCUGCAAAGCAAUGGAGAAUCAGGCCUAUGGUAGAUAUGUAUUUACAAUACUCCCUGCACCUGUACAAACAAAAAUAUAUUAUUUUAAACUGCAAAAUAGUGUGUUUAAAUCAAUGCAUGAAUGUAAAUAUUCUAAGAUCUGCCUUCUUGACUGUGUACCACAUGUACAGAUGAAAACAAAUACUGUUUAUAGGAAAUCUGUAUCAGUGGUUAAAUGACUAAAGAGAAAAAAAAUAUCAAACUUAAUGUUGUCAUGUUUCUCAAACAAGCCAUUAAUGUAUAUUUAGUAUUUAAGGAUAUUGCUCAAUAAGUAUGUUCUGUACCAAAAACUGUGUUGCAUAUACAGAUUGUGCAGUACCCUAUUUUAAAAAGGCACCAUAAUUAAUUUUUAUUUUAAAUAAAAAUGUACUUGUAAAAA
Molecule: messenger RNA, 4896 nt
Organism: Passer montanus (Eurasian tree sparrow)
Lineage: Eukaryota; Metazoa; Chordata; Aves; Passeriformes; Passeridae
Gene: PRIMA1
Product: proline rich membrane anchor 1
Exons: 4
Coding region: 91-564 (157 amino acids)
Source: RefSeq, a predicted model, not a curated record